AUGCCUGUGAAAACCAAAUACAACCUCGUAGAUGAUGGGCAUGAUUUAAGGAUCCCGCUACACAACGAGGAAGCAUUCCAACAUGGAAUCAACUUCGAGGCUAAGUACAUCGGCAGCCUCGAUGUGACACGACCGAGCAGUCGAGUGGAGAUUGUAGCUGCGAUGAGAAGGAUAAGGUAUGAGUUCAAGGUGAAAAACAUUAAAAAGAAAAAGGUCAGCAUCAUGGUGUCUGUUGAGGGUGUAAAAGUCUCCUUAAGAAAAAAGAAAAAAAAAAAGGAGUGGAUGUGGGAUGAAAAUAAAAUGAUGGUGAUGCAGGACCCCAUUUACAGAAUAUUUUAUGUGUCUCAUGACUCUCAAGACUUAAAGAUCUUCAGUUACAUUGCACGAGAUGGUCACAGUAAUGUCUUCCGGUGUAAUGUUUUCAAGUCUAAAAAGAAGAGUCAAGCCAUGCGUAUUGUCCGGACUGUUGGUCAGGCAUUUGAGGUCUGUCACAAACUGAGUCUGAAAAAUGCACAGCAGAACACAGAUGGGCAGGUGGACUGCAACAGUGAAAAGAAUGGAAAUAACCCAUCCAUGACAGGAGUGCAUGCUCAGCCACCUGUAUGUAUGUGUCGUUUAGUUGACUCAGGUACGGAGUUUAUAGGCAUAGCAGAGAAGACUUCAACUGUUGCAGAGGAGACAGACAUCGAUGCUGAUGAGGCAAACCAAAUACCAGCUGCUGAGGAGCUAAACAUUAACAGAGGGGUGACAGAUCUGGAUGCCACAGCCAAAGCAUCAGACCUCAGCACAUCAGACAACAAGAUUUCUGAGGAGGCUUCACUGCUGAUGUCCAGCCCUAGGUUGCUGCUCCCUGCAUUGAGUGUGCUCUCACCUGCCACUCCCUUGUCUGUUCACCAUCAGAUUCAACUGCUCCAACAGCAACUUCAGCAACAACAACAGCAAACACAAGUUGCUGUUGCACAGGUUCACCUCUUGAAAGACCAGCUGAGUGCAGAGGCCACAGCUCGACUGGAGGCGCAAGCUCGAGUUCACCAACUACUACUGCAAAACAAAGAUCUGCUACAGCACAUUUCACUCCUGGUUAAACAGAUCCAGGAACUGGAGACAAAGAUCACUGGACCUAACUCCAUGGGAUCCCAGGAUAGUUUGUUGGAGAUCGCCUUCCGGUCCACUGUGCCCCCUGUAAUCUGUGACCCAACUACCCCUAAACCGGAAUUGUCUGCUCCAAACCUACCCCAGCUUUGCACCACUGACGGGACCAUUAAUGCAUUUGCAUCUUCCAAUGGAAACCUGGGAAGCCCAAUAGGUAGGGACCAACGUGUUCUAAAACUGGAAUGUUUUCGUUUUCUCCCAGGACCCCCUGGUCCUCUACUACCACCUGUCUCCUCACCACCCCCUCCUCUCAAAGCCAACAAGCUUGAGGCGACCAAGAUGCCUGAAGAUACAGCAAAGUUGUCGGCUUACAAUGCCGAAUCUCAGAUCUGCCGCAACUUUGCUAGUUUUCGAGAGUCAGGCAUUGUCUCGGAGUAUGAGUCAAACACAGAUGACAGUGAUGAGAGGGAGGAUGAGGAGGAGGGAGAGGUGGAGGUGAUGGAAUUCUUUGGUUGGGGAACAGAGGCAGAGACCUUUAAGCUUCUAAACGUUCUCAACAAACAGGUAACUCCUGACAGUCUGGGAGAUGAGAUAGCAGUGUAA
Nerophis lumbriciformis (worm pipefish) is the source of this 1695-nucleotide messenger RNA. Lineage: Eukaryota; Metazoa; Chordata; Actinopteri; Syngnathiformes; Syngnathidae. The record is from RefSeq and is a predicted model, not a curated record.